AGCAAUUGAUGGACAAACAAACGAGCAGCAAGUUUAUAAUAAAAUCAAAUUUCAAAACAAUAAAUACAUAGCAGCUGAAAGUGAUGCGAAUUAUUUGAAGGUGGGCGUGAAGCAUCGAUUAUUCAGAAGACAAGUGAAAUAUCUAAUAAUAAUGGCGGAUACCAAGCCAUCAUCAGACCAAAAGAAGAAGAAGGAGCCAGUGCCUGUGGAGAAGACAGGAGACCCCAUCGUCUCGGCGAUCGGUGACUUUAAGAUAUAUCAGUUCUGGUACUGCAUGCUGAUAUUCCUUUGCAAGUUCGGCACCGGCUGGCACACCCUGGCCCACAUCUUUCUGGCCGCGCCGACGCCCCUCAGCUGCACCACCGCGAACGUUACAGAUCCAUGCAGCGAUCAGUGCACUUCAACCGAAUUCGAUACGAGCGUCUUCCAGACCACAAUUGUCACCGAGUGGGAUCUUACCUGUAAGAAGAGCAGUUUGUCCAGUCUCUCACAGUCGAUUGUUAUGGUUGGCAUCAUGUUUGGCAGUAUGGUAUUCGGCAUGAUAUCGGAUCGCUGCGGCCGAAGACCUGCGUUUCUGGGCUGCUGUUUCAUGCAGUUAAUCACAGGCCUCGUUGUCUGCUUCUCUCCCAGCUUCUGGUUCUAUUGCCUUUCUCGCUUCCUGGUGGCCUUUGCCACUGGCGGCACAAUGACAACAAGUUUCGUGCUCAUCAUGGAAAUAAUUGGACCGAAGAAGCGCGAGCUGGUUGCCAUUUUGUACCAAAUACCGUUUAACAUUGGCCACGCCUCGCUUGCCGUGUUCGCCUACUUUAUCCGCACUUGGCGCUGGUUCCAGUUCAGUGUAACCAUCUUUUCCGUCGUGUUCGUGGUGUAUAUAUGCCUCGUGCCCGAAUCGCCGCGCUGGCUGUUCACCACGGGGCGUUUGGACGAAUCCAUCAAGAUAUUGGAGAUGAUCGCAAGACGGAACAAUGUGCCAACAGAGACGAUCAGGGGCGAAAUCGAAGCCGCCUAUAAGGUAGUGUCAGCCGCGGCGCCAGUGAAGAAGGGCACGAUAAUCGAUCUAUUUCGCUAUCCCUAUUUGCGGUUGAAAACACUUUGCAUGGCCAACAUUUGGUUGGUGGUAUGCAUGGUCUACUAUGGCACCGCCCAGUACAUAUCCAAGCUGGGCGGCAACAUCUUUUUAAACAAUCUAAUUGCAGCGUCCCUGGGUAUUCCCGGCACCCUCCUCUGCGUGGUGAUGACCAAGUAUUUGGGACGCAGGAUCACAAUGAUGAUAACCAACGGGAUAAGUGCGGUAGGGCUGUUGUCGUUGGUGUUUCUAACUCAUGCCGAUAUGCGAAUUCAAGUGGUGUGCGCGACAUUGGGGCUGUUUGGCGCGUCCAUCACAUUCCCCAAUGCGUAUCUGUGGGGCGGCGAGGUGUUUCCAACUGUGGUCCGGGCAAAUGGGCUGGGACUUUGCUCAAUGGUCGGUCGCGGGGGCAGCCUCGUGGCUCCACUGAUCUGUGACCUGGCUCAUGUCCGCGCUUGGAUAACACCGUUAAUAUUUGGGGUCUUUUCAGUUUCGGGUUUGUUGGUCAGCUUUUGCCUGCCAGAGACGCGAGGAACUCAAUUGCCAGCAACAUUCGAAGAUAGUGAAAAAAGACCAAAGAAGGCAUAAGACGAAGUCAAAAUGGAUUGCAAAAAAGUUAUGCAGAAGUUGAGCUAUGCACAGAUCCAGCUAGCGUCUACGCACAGGCUCAUGCCUAUUUGUUUAAUGUACGUAAAGACAGCGUACUCCUAAAUUUUCCUGAAUUCCGAUUUAUUAAUAAAAGCU
This is a messenger RNA of Drosophila hydei, 1810 nucleotides long. RefSeq names its product organic cation transporter protein. The record is from RefSeq and is a predicted model, not a curated record. Gene Ontology annotation, cellular component: membrane. Gene Ontology annotation, biological process: transmembrane transport. NCBI's taxonomy places the organism in Eukaryota, Metazoa, Arthropoda, Insecta, Diptera, Drosophilidae. The coding region runs from base 152 to 1654 and encodes 500 amino acids. Gene Ontology annotation, molecular function: transmembrane transporter activity. The transcript has 4 exons.